This is a messenger RNA of Bipolaris maydis ATCC 48331, 985 nucleotides long. RefSeq lists its product as uncharacterized. Gene Ontology annotation, molecular function: hydrolase activity, hydrolyzing N-glycosyl compounds. NCBI's taxonomy places the organism in Eukaryota, Fungi, Ascomycota, Dothideomycetes, Pleosporales, Pleosporaceae. The record is from RefSeq and is a predicted model, not a curated record. Gene Ontology annotation, cellular component: cytosol. Gene Ontology annotation, biological process: cytokinin biosynthetic process.
GCUUUUCCUUCUCUCGCUUGGACUUGGCAACGCCCAAUUACAAUCACUUAUUAGCACUGCCUGCUUCAAUCUUGUCGUACUAGUAGCAUACCGUCAUCCAUUUUCUCUGGCACAUUUUGUUCCGAGCCUGUUCCGAAUACAUACGAACAUCGUCUUCACAACAUGACAACUACUAACGACGCCCCCAAGCAGCCCGUCGUCUGCGUCUUUUGUGGCGCCUCGACCGGCACAUCACCCGUGCACAUGGAAGCUGCCCGGGCUCUUGCAACCGCCCUGCACAAGGCAAACACCAAGCUCGUCUACGGCGGUGGCACUGUAGGUCUCAUGGGAGAAGUAGCACGUACCCUCGUCUCGCUCUCAGGCCCUGACAGCGUCCACGGCAUCAUCCCCGCUGCCCUCACCCGCCUCGAGCAGAACCACGACCCUGCCGAUCCCGACAAGCACACCAUCGAUGAAUCCAUAUACGGACGUACCACGGUUGUCAAGGACAUGCACACACGAAAGCAAAUGAUGGCUCAGGAGGUCAUCAAGGGAGGCCCUGGUGGCGGCUUCGUGGCCCUAUCAGGCGGCUACGGAACGUUUGAAGAGCUCAUGGAGAUUACAACGUGGAACCAAUUGGGCAUUCACAGCAUGCCAGUCAUUGUCUUCAACGUCGAUGGAUACUGGACUGGACUGAUUGAGUGGGUCAAGAAUGCCGUCAAGAGCGGCUUCAUUGCGCCUACCAACGCUGGAAUUCUGUCCGAGGCUCUCACAGCUGACGAGGUCAUUACAUGCUUGAACGAGUACGAGAAUGCGCCCGGACGUUUUAACCUGACUUGGGAAGAAAACUAGGUUUUCCACCCGUUGUUUGUCGCGAGGCAGAAGGGAAAAGCGUGGAUCGACAGGGACCUAAAAUAUACAGUUUAGUGAUUGCCAUCUGGUUUGGCCAGAGGCUUGAAAUACGAUCUUCAAACAAUGCCAUGUUCAGCUCUGACAUGGCUAACCU